Canariomyces notabilis is the source of this 1140-nucleotide messenger RNA. RefSeq lists its product as uncharacterized. Bases 1 to 1140 code for a protein of 379 amino acids. Lineage: Eukaryota; Fungi; Ascomycota; Sordariomycetes; Sordariales; Chaetomiaceae. The transcript has a single exon. The record is from RefSeq and is a predicted model, not a curated record.
AUGGCCGGAAGAAUAGCCUCGCUCGCUCUCUCCGUCAUUCAAAUGUCCACGUCCCUCGUGAUGUCGGCCCCAUCCAUAAAAGUACCCUCCCGCUACUCGGGCGAGGCGCAGAAGUUAGCAGACCCGAACUACGGCGCCAGGCCCGGCCAGUCAGAUCACUACAGCUCCUACUGGGGCGAGGACAGGCCCUUCCCCGGCAACAUCACCGAUCCCAUCUUCCCGACCAAGGAGGGACCGCCUGGCGAGGACGACUAUGUCUGGCAAAACCUGCUGGCGGCCGAGUGGGUCAUCUUUGAGUUCUACCAGCAAGGCAUCGAGACCUUCAGCGACGAAGACUUUGUCAAAGUCGGCAUGCCAAACACGACGCGCCGCCGCCUCAUGGAGAUCCGCAACAACGAAGCCGGCCAUCUCCGCAUCUUCCAAAACAAAAUCUCGCCCACCUCCAUCAAGCCCGGCCCCUGCAAGUACAUGUUCCCACUGACCGACCCGCUCGGGUACCUGGCCUUCCUCACGGUUCUCGAGAUCUCCAGCAUGGUGUUCUUGUCCGGCCUGGUGCAGCAGACCAAGGACACCUCCAACAUGGGCGCCAUGCUUGCCGUUUCCGAGACAGAGGCCCGCCACGAGGCGUGGGCACUGAUGGACCUCUGGAAGACGAACCCGCUGGCGGGGCCGUCGGACACGGCAUUCCCCUACGCCAACCAGAUCCUCGACAGCACCAACAACCUCAUCGUCCCGGGGAGCUGCCCGCCCGAGAAUCCGGAGUACCCGUAUCCGCGCCAGCGUCUGCCCGCGCUGUCGGCCGCGCCGGAUACCAAGAGCCUGGCGCCGGGAGCCAGGAUUAAACUGGCCUUUCCCGACCCGACCAACCAGCCUGUCUUUGAGAAGUACACGCAUUACUAUGCUGUCUUUUGCCAUGGCUUGACGAAUGUCAGCAUGCCCCUCAACACGUACGGCUGGCCCGAGAAGGAUAUUUGGGUUAAGAUUCCCAAGAACUUUGAAACUCGUGGUGCUAUUGUGGCCUUGAUUGCCAACAAGGCGGGCGCGCCUACCAAGGAGUCGGUCGUUGCUGGGCCUUCUGUUAUUCUGGAGCAGCCGGUGCAGCUUGGAGCGGCGUUGCUCCGUGGGGGGAAGCCUGAGUAG